Strongylocentrotus purpuratus (purple sea urchin) is the source of this 3154-nucleotide messenger RNA. RefSeq names its product multiple epidermal growth factor-like domains protein 11. Gene Ontology annotation, molecular function: scavenger receptor activity. The transcript is spliced from 10 exons. The record is from RefSeq and is a predicted model, not a curated record. Bases 84 to 1694 code for a protein of 536 amino acids. NCBI's taxonomy places the organism in Eukaryota, Metazoa, Echinodermata, Echinoidea, Camarodonta, Strongylocentrotidae.
AUUUUGGACAACAAUGAACUAUCACUCAGGUGAAGCUAUACAUUUAUUGCACCUCCGGUCGCCUACAAUUCCCAAGGACCAUCAUGACGUUUUUGGAACCCACUUUCCUGAUCUUUCUUAUCACGUGCGUGUCUAUUGUGUAUCCUCUCACUGGCUCCAACGUCUGUACCACACAAAGCCUUGUUCCAUCCACUUCGGUUCAUUCGUCAUCUGCUCUUGAUUUGAACUGUGAGGAGUUAGGCUUUACGAUUGCCGCAUGUCAAGCCGCUAGGAAUGGCAGAAUAAGCUUCAGUGAACUGUACUUGACGACAACCACUAAUUCGUGCUGUGAUGGGUGGAUUCAAGAGGGAGAUAUUUGUUCUCCUUGUCCUACUGGGCGGUAUGGUCGUAACUGCUCACUGUCCUGUCAAUGCCUUAAUGAUGGAACAUGUGAUCACCUGACUGGGGAGUGUAGCUGUACUGUAGGUUGGACAGGGAAUCACUGCGAAGAAAGGUGUACAACUGCCACAUACAGCUCAAACUGUACUCUCCAAUGCCUAACUGUGUGUGCAAAUGGCGGAGUGUGCCAUCCCUCUAACGGCCAUUGCUUGUGUGAUUACGGAUGGGAGGGUGAUUCAUGCAACAUCGGGUGUGUGGGAAAAAGGUGCUACAUGGAAAGCGAUUCUUGCAGCAACGGCGCCUCUUAUGAUCCUACAGGUCAUUGCUUUUGUGCACCAGGAUGGCAAGGUCGUUACUGCACUGAGCCCUGUCCAUCCAACAGACACGGGACCUUCUGUGACGAGGUGUGUCAAUGUGAGAAUGAUGGCCUCUGUAGCUGGGAGGAUGGUUCUUGUCUCUGUCAGCAGGGCUACUCUGGGAUGUUCUGUGAGAAUCCCUGCGAGGAAGGUUUCUUCGGACAGGACUGUGAUCUCAGAUGUAACUGCCCUAUGGUUGGAGGAUGUGACGCCGUAGGGGGCGCCUGUCUAACGUGCCCGAUCGGGUAUUAUGGCCCAAGAUGUACCGAGCACUGUCCCCCAAGCUUCUGGGGCCUAUCAUGUAGCCAGCCAUGUAACUGUCUUGACCAGUCAGCGUGUGAUCCAUACACAGGGGAAUGUCCAGGCCAGGGCGCACCUGAACCUUCUCCUACAACGACAGGCAUGACAGGUAUGCAUCCAGCUGCAGUGACUACUACUACUAGUCCAAUGCCUUCCACGCUGGUAUCCAGAUCAUAUGCCGUACCCAGCGAUAAAGGCUCACCGCCAAUGACAUCGUUCAUCAUACCACUCAUCGUCUGUAUCCUUCUUGCUCUCGUUGUCGGUCUCUUAGUCGUGAUCGCAUUAAAACACCCGUGUCGCAGAAAAUCGACUAUCGGAGCGGAGGGUGUCGUCAAACUCACUCAUCACUAUGCAGAAUGCAACGGGGGAAAGGAAGAAAGCGAUUAUGCCGAAAUAGUCGAUAUUAAUGGCGGCUACGAGGUUCCGAUGCUCGACGAACUCGACAAGCCAUCGUCAUCAACGAGCACAGGAAAACCUCAAUGUGAAGUCAAUUAUUACCAAGCUCCACCUGUACGAGCGCCAUCUAAUGACGUAACAACGCCAGAUCCUGUGACGUCAAACAAGAUUGAUAAUAACGGAUAUCUGCACCUUAAUGAAAGUAGGUCGCCACCUCCGGAGUAUCAAACUAUCAUUACUAAAAAUCAAUGGAAUCUGAAGUGAGGAUACAAUCAUGAUCUCACAAAGAAAAAUUGUCAUUUGACGAAGGAGUCAAAAGCUUUGGCGCAUAUAUUCCAUACAGUUUGUUUAUGAAUUUUGAAUCGCUUGACUUAUUCUUAAAUUUUUUUCUUAUCCUUGUAUAAAUGAAUUAUGAUUGUCAAAUUGCUAGAAAUGCAUAGCUGUGGUUAAAAUCAUAUUCGAUAUCAUGUAGCAGUACUGACAUACAUUACUGCAUAUUCGAUAUAGAGGUCGCUGAAAUUGGUUUAUGUGAAUGUUUGUACUAAUAAUAUUUUUGUCAGUACUUAAUUUAACUGGAACCUCAGAGGAAACAAUUGUUAGCCAAGAAGCCAAGAGGAUAAUAAAAAAUAGCUGCCUGUUUAAAUCAUUCGAACUUAUGAUUAUAUAGGGGGAAAUUGUUCAUCAUAUAGAAGAAAGACAUAAACAUGGUAAUGUUAAGGAAGAAAAGAGAAUUCUGAAAAUGCCCGUUACCGAGCCUGCGUCAUUUCAAAUUUGGUCAGCGAGCUGGUCUCUCAGCAUUAUUAAUAUCUAGCAUGUUUCUUCCAUAAUUCUCCUAACAAAUUGCAUUAAAAUAUGAAGAUAAAGAAGCAUAAUUUACCGCAGGGGGAAGGCACUGUAAAUGAAGGGGAAAAUCGCUUGCUUCGCUCUUUCCAAAAUUGCAGAAAACCGCACUUUUAAACCUCCACACCACACUACAUUCGUAGAUGUUGUAGCAUGUUUUAAAAAUUUAACCAGUGACUUUUUACUUGGGCCUAAUAAAUUCUUCGUUUUACCAUGUACCAACUAAGCUCAGUAUCUCUCCUGGGGUCCCAUCACUUAACCAGACCUGUUUGCGCAAGAUUAAAACAAAUGUAAGUCUACGUAAUUCAAACAAAGUUUUUUUAUUGUGAUCUAUUUUGCUUAUGUAGCUUAAAACCUCAAGAGUUUGCCUUCAAAUCGCUGAAAUAUGAUAAACAAACGCUUGAUUAUGCAGUUACAUGAUUAUAAAGAUGAGGUAAAACGAUAAAAUCACCAUUAUAAUUUUAAAAACAAAAUUUUUAAGAAACCUACUUAUAAACCUACAUAAUUAGCCCAUCUAUGUAUCGAUACAAAAUAUCAAUCAAGGAUGCGAAGUAAAUAGAUAAUGAUUACAUAACAUGUACAUUUUUAUUCUUGGGAUUGAUAAUCUGAAAGAAUUUUAGGAAAGGGAAGGAAAGCUGUAAUGUUAUUAUCUUAUAUCAUGGUUUUAAAGUAUUACACUGCCACCGCGUAACGUUUAUUAUUGUAUUUGUGUAAAUAUGAAAUACAAGUUUCUACAUGUCAUUUACAAUUAAUUCAACAAUACUGUCGUGUUUUCGUAAUAUUUUGAUAUAAAUUUGUUAUCAUUUAAAAUUCGCUGACUAAAAGAUACAUAUUGUUAUGUAAAUGCUAUAUUAUGAUAUUUGACAAAGAAAGAAGUAAUAUUU